GCGGCGGCGGUGGCGGCGGCGGCGGCGGUGGCGGCGGCGGCGGCAGCAGCAGCGACAUGGAGCCAGGCGCCGGCGGCAGAAGCGCUGCUCGCGGGCAGGGGGCCGGGCCCCCGACCACUCCGCCGCCCCGGGAGCAGGAGCGGAAGCUGGAGCAGGAGAAGCUCUCCGGGGUAGUGAAGAGCGUCCACCGGCGGCUCCGCAAGAAGUACCGGGAAGUGGGAGAUUUUGAUAAGAUCUGGCGAGAACAUUGUGAGGAUGAGGAAACACUUUGUGAAUAUGCUGUUGCAAUGAAAAAUUUGGCAGAUAAUCAUUGGGCAAAAACUUGUGAGGGCGAAGGUCGUAUUGAAUGGUGUUGUAGUGUAUGCAGAGAAUAUUUCCAAAAUGGUGGGAAGAGAAAAGCACUUGAAAAAGAUGAAAAAAGAGCUAUACUCGCCACUAAGACCACUCCAGCCUUAAAUACACAUGAGUCUUCUAAACUUGAAGGUCAUUUAACCAACCUCAGCUUUACAAACCCUGAAUUUAUAACUGAGUUGCUACAGACCUCAGGAAAGAUCAGAUUACUUGAUGUUGGCAGCUGCUUUAACCCAUUUCUGAAGUUUGAAGAAUUUCUAACUGUUGGCAUAGACAUUGUACCUGCUGUAGAGAUCCCUAUAAACGAAAAUUCCACCAGAGGAAAUGUUGAAAUAGGAGUUACAGAUAUAUUGGAUUUGCUGGAUGAAAUACAAGCAGUUAAUUUUUGUAAAGUGGGGAGAAAGCCCAAAUUGCCAGAGUACAUGUGUAAAUCACUGCGUUAUUGCUUUAGUCAUUGUCUCUAUUUAGCAAUGACAAGACUGGAAGAAGUUAACAGAGAAGUGAACAUGCAUUCUUCAGUGCGUUAUCUUGGCUAUUUAGCCAGAUUCAAUUUACUGGUUGCUAUAUGCUUAGGUCUUUAUGUAAGGUGGGAAAAAACAGCAAAUUCCUUAAUUUUGGUAAUUUUUAUUCUUGGUCUUUUUGUUCUUGGAAUUGCCAGCAUACUCUAUUAUUAUUUUUCAAUGGAAACAGCAAGUUUAAGUCUCUCUAAUCUUUGGUUUGGAUUCUUGCUUGGCCUCCUGUGUUUUCUUGAUAAUUCAUCCUUUAAAAGUGAUGUGAAAGAAGAAUCAACCAAAUAUUUGCUUCUAACUUCCAUAGUAUUAAGGAUAUUAUGUGCUUUGGUGGAGAGAAUUUCUGGUUACGUCCGUCAUCGACCCACUUUAUUAACCACAGUUGAAUUUCUCGAACUUGUUGGAUUUGCCAUUGCCAGCACAACUAUGUUGGUGGAGAAGUCUCUGAGUGUCAUUUUACUAGUUGUAGCUUUGGCCAUGCUGAUUAUUGACCUGAGAAUGAAGUCUUUCCUAGCUAUUCCAAACUUAGUUAUUUUUGCAGUCUUGUUGUUUUUCUCCUCAUUGGAAACGCCCAAAAAUCCAGUUGCUUUUGCAUGUUUUUUUAUUUGCCUGAUAACUGAUCCUUUCCUUGACAUUUAUUUUAGUGGACUUUCAGUGACUGAAAGGUGGAAACCCUUUUUGUACCGUGGAAGAAUUUGCAGAAGAUUUUCAGUCGUUUUCGCUGGAAUGAUUGAGCUUACAUUUUUUAUUCUUUCAGCAUUUAAACUUAGAGACACUCAUCUCUGGUAUUUUGUAAUACCAGGCUUUUCCAUUUUUGGAAUUUUCUGGAUGAUUUGCCAUAUUAUUUUUCUUUUAACUCUUUGGGGAUUCCAUACCAAAUUAAAUGACUGCCAUAAAGUGUAUUUUACGCACAGGGUAGAUAACAAUAGCCUUGAUAGAAUCAUGGCAUCCAAAGGGAUGCGUCAUUUUUGCUUAAUUUCAGAGCAGUUAGUUUUUUUUAGUCUUCUUGCAACAGCAAUUUUGGGAGCAGUAUCCUGGCAGGGGAAGCAGUGGCAACUACUGGGUAUGACAGAUGUAACAAGAUCAGCCUCACAUCAACGAAGGGUUGGAAUCCACAGAUGCAGCACAGUUUCAUUUCUAGCAAGAUGGCAGGAUCAGCCAUAUUACUUCGCUUGGCAUGGGGGGCAGGGAGUUUUCAAAUCUGCUGCCAAAACUAGAAACCCAACAAAUGGAAUCUUCUUGAGCAUGUUUCUAAUUGUUUUGCCAUUGGAAUCCAUGGCUCAUGGGCUCUUCCAUGAAUUGGGUAAUUGUUUAGGAGGAACAUCUGUUGGAUAUGCUAUUGUGAUUCCCACCAACUUCUGCAGUCCUGAUGGUCAGCCAACACUUCUUCCACCAGAACAUGUACAAGAGUUAAAUUUGAGGUCUACUGGCAUGCUCAAUGCUAUCCAGAGAUUUUUUGCGUAUCAUAUGAUUGAGACCUAUGGAUGUGACUAUUCCACGAGUGGACUGUCUUUUGAUACUCUACAUUCCAAACUGAAAGCUUUCCUUGAACUUCGGACUGUGGAUGGACCUAGACACGAUACAUAUGUUUUGUAUUACAGUGGGCACACCCAUGGUACAGGAGAGUGGGCUCUUGCAGGUGGAGACAUACUACGCUUUGACACACUUCUGGAAUGGUGGAGAGAAAAGAAUGGUUCCUUCUGUUCCCGACUUAUUAUCGUAUUAGACAGUGAGAAUUCAACCCCUUGGGUAAAAGAAGUGAGAAAAAUCAAUGACCAGUAUAUUGCAGUGCAAGGAGCAGAAAUGACAAAGACAGUAGAUAUCGAAGAAGCUGACCCACCACAGCUGGGGGACUUUACAAAAGACUGGGUAGAAUAUAACUGCAACCCUAGCAAUAACGUCUGCUGGACUGAAAAGGGACGCACAGUGAAAGCAAUAUAUGGUGUGUCAAAACGGUGGAGUGAUUAUACUUUGCAUUUGCCAACGGGAAGCGAUGUGGCCAAGCACUGGAUGUUCCACUUUCCUCGUAUUACAUAUCCACUAGUGCAUUUGGCAAAUUGGUUGUGUGGUCUGAACCUUUUUUGGAUCUGCAAGACUUGUUUUAGGUGCUUGAAAAGAUUAAAAAUGAGUUGGUUUCUUCCUACUGUGCUGGACACAGGACAAGGCUUCAAACUUGUCAAAUCUUAAUUUGGAGCACCCAAAGUGGAAUAUUACUGAGAGUUCAUACUACCAGUUGUCACUAACUUGCCAUUUUUUUGUAUAUUUUUAUUUGUGACAAGUAUCUUGCUACUUCUGUAGCUGCUCUCACUUUGUCUUUUCUCAAAGUAAUUAUGGUUUAUGUAAGGUGUUGAGAAUGAGCAUUAUUUUAUAAAAGUAUGUAAGGAGUCAUAAAUUCUGACUCUGUAAAUGCAUAAGAGAUGUAAAAAAUAACAGUGCACUUUGAGGAAUGUUUGCAUAUGCCUCUGAUUAGAAACAAAACAUUUGUCUAUGCUCUGCAGUGGCCAAUGAAGAAUUACUAAUGCCUUAUUUUCUAGGCAUAGAUUAGAGAAUGUAGACCAGACAAUUUGUUUACUAGUACAAGAAGACUACCAGUUUGCUUACAGAAGAUUAUUUUUUGUGAACAGUAGGUUUGAGUCCAAGACCAUUUGAAGAAUUACAAACUCUUUCUUAGAAAAGGAAAAAAGAAGUCUGCUCGAAAUGAAUGCAAAAUUUGCUUAUAGUCCAUCACAUUCAGAUGUCUUGGUUGUCACUUGUUACCAGUAUAGCAGAGACGCCCAAACCACUGUUUUAGAUCAAAACAUUCUUCAUGUAGGUAACUGUAAGAGGCUAGAGCCUACAAGUUGCUCCUUCUUGCAUUGUUGGGGUCUCUGAAAGCACUGGCAAUUUUAAGAGUCUUUCUCAGGGUAAGUUAAUGUUUUCGUAAUGAACAAUAUUUUCAGCUAAAAAUUCCUUCCAAAUAAAUUAUCUUCCCUUUCAAAAAGUAAUCUUAUAAAAGAAAUUUAGCAGUUUCUCAUUGAUUGAGGCUAUUUUCAGUAUUCAGAAAUGAUUUUGAUCUCUAUAGAAUUAAUGGUCUGCAUGAAAAUUAUUUUUCAAAUCCCCUUUAGUGGCAACAUUUUUUUUCUAUUGAAAGUCAAAGGAUUGGAAACAGGUCAUUUUUCUUCUUGUAUACGUGUAAUGUGUUAUGUGAAAAAGUAUUCAUAUUGGCAAUUUUAGUUAAGCAUUAUGGUAUGGUUGUAAUUUUUAAAACUUAAUUCAGUGUUUUGUAUGAUUAAAGCAGGCACUGAUCAGGGUAUCUCCUAAGAGGUAAUUUACCUCCUAUUCCCUCCCAAUAAUCCUUACAUUCUGAGUUUUCAUCUCUGAGAAAUAACAAGAGGGAAUAGAAUUCAGUUGGGGGAUAGUCUAAUCUUUGUCGUUUAAAUGGUGUGACUUCUCACAUUGAAGCCAUUUUUCCAGCCUCAGAGAGAGGAAAUAAUGCCUCUACCAUUUUCUACCUGGUGACUUGAAAAUUGAAGUUUUAGUUAGGAAGAAGUCACUUAGUGUCAGGGAACUUGUAUACCACUAUCUAUGCACCGUUGUUAUAGUCUGAUUAUUUCUGUGUUUUGAAUAUGAUUUUCCUAAUUCUUUGAAUAAAGUUUUGUUAAAAAUUAA
Molecule: messenger RNA, 4508 nt
Organism: Diceros bicornis minor
Lineage: Eukaryota; Metazoa; Chordata; Mammalia; Perissodactyla; Rhinocerotidae
Gene: BMT2
Product: base methyltransferase of 25S rRNA 2 homolog
Exons: 9
Coding region: 57-3047 (996 amino acids)
Biological process (GO): negative regulation of TORC1 signaling
Source: RefSeq, a predicted model, not a curated record